UUUAAAAAUCAACAAAUCAAUGCUUUCAGUAUCAAAUAAUUAAAUCUGCAUGAAAUUCUGAAAAACGCACUUUGAAGUGCAUAUCUUUACCAUCCAAGCAACAUGUGCAGCAAAUUUCAUUAGCUGUAGGCCUAUCCAUCUGUAUGCUAUGCAGUACACAUACACACAGCAAAUGUAAAAUACAGACUUUCCAUAAAAUGCUACAACAAACACUUAAAAAUCGUAAACUAAAUGAAAAGAAAAGUACUCCCAAGAUUUCACCAGAUUCUGCAAUUUCCUGCGAACAAUCAGAUGUACUUUCUGAGGAAAUGAGUAUUAAAGAUGGAUCUCCAGAAGAUUACACAGAUCUGAAUUCUGCUGACUUGAAAGCUAUGUUGGAAAAUAUUUACAGCUCAGCACUAGAACCUUCUGGGUCUGUUCUUCAGGCUGCAAAGAAAAUAGUAAAAAAUGUAUCCCAUUUCUUUCAGAAAGAAAAUUCUUCAUCUUAUGAGGAUAAUGUAAAGCAGUUUGUGAAAGAUAACUUUUUCUCAACAGUUCUAAAAAUUCACCAAAAAUAUGAUACAUGUGAAAAUGAAGAAUCUGCAAAUAAAAGAAUUAAAGAGUACCAGAUGCAAGCAUUGUUAGCUCUUGAGCUAGAAGCACUUUUCAAAUCUAGUGAUGAAGCCUCUUGUGUUAAAAUUGUUACUUCAUUUCUCAGAGCAAUGUCUUUUUAUAGUGGUGCAUCAGAGCUUAAUAAACUUCUUUUUGAAUUAUUAAAAGAAAACUACAGUCAUAAUUUAUACAAUAUUCUUGUGAAUAUUGGAGAUGAAUUGGAUAUUCCUAUCGUUGGUGAUGCAGAAUCUCCAGACAGCAUGGAUGAUAUUGCUUCUUUAACAUCAAUACCGGAUCCUGAGUUAAGUUCAGGACUAUCUCUAACAUUCUCUGAAGCAUCCUCAACAAGUACAAGUUACAGGAAACUCAUCAGACGGCGUAGUGAUAUUUCAGAUACUAAAAGUAGCCGCCAAAUCUUAUUACCUGGAACAUCUCCAAAAAAGAAAAAGGUUAAAUCAUCAGCCAUUCAGAAAAAGGCAGUUAGAUUCUCACCACGUCUAGCAGUGAAAAAGAAAAAGGAUAAAUCUAAAUGUGUUCAAGAUAAAUCUCAGACUGUGCGACGUAACCUAUUUCCAAAAGAAACUCAGCCACAAACUCCUAAGAAAAACAGAUAUAGUUCAAAUUUGUCAAGGAGUAAAAAAUUGCCCACUACCCCAAAAGGUAAACAUAGUCUAAAAGCAAGUUUUGUUGCUGAGACACCUUCACACAAGCAAAAUUUCUCAGCCUUACAGAGGAGAAAAGCAUCUAUGGAAGUUAAAUCCUCUCAGAGAGAAGUGGCGGAGUCUCCACAAAUUUCAAAAAUUCCCAAAGAUUCAGCUAAAUUGGCAUUGUUGAAGAAAUUGAAAGUUACAUCUCCUUCUACUAACAAAAACAUAAUAGCUACUAAAAACAGUGAACUUGCUCUAGGCAAUUUUAUUCUACGUUCCCCUGAGACCAAAAGAAGACUUUCUUUAAAGUUGUUUUCCAAACUUCUGUCUAGUCCAACAGCAAGGAUGGGCAUCAAAAAGUGUAGUAAAAGACUGUUUGAUGAUGUAUCACCUCAUUCAAGUGGAAUGCCAAACAAAAAGCCCAAACUUUUUUACGAAUGUAAUAAAUGAUUCUGGAUUAAAUUCAGAAAAUUGACUGUCAUUCAUUAAUUCAUCCCUAAGUCUAAAAUAUUCAGCCUUCAGUAGUAUGAAAUAAUGUGACACGCACAAAUAAUUUAAUAAAAUGUAUCUAGAAAUUUGCAUCAGUAUUAUGCAAAGUCAUAAACGUUUUUUGUUCUUUUA
This is a messenger RNA of Stegodyphus dumicola, 1859 nucleotides long. RefSeq lists its product as uncharacterized. The record is from RefSeq and is a predicted model, not a curated record. NCBI's taxonomy places the organism in Eukaryota, Metazoa, Arthropoda, Arachnida, Araneae, Eresidae. Gene Ontology annotation, cellular component: nucleus. Gene Ontology annotation, molecular function: chromatin binding. Gene Ontology annotation, biological process: response to ionizing radiation; regulation of DNA-templated DNA replication initiation; DNA replication.